Messenger RNA from Oldenlandia corymbosa var. corymbosa, 2085 nucleotides. The record is from the annotation of a GenBank genome assembly. NCBI's taxonomy places the organism in Eukaryota, Viridiplantae, Streptophyta, Magnoliopsida, Gentianales, Rubiaceae.
AUGAGUGAAGAAAUUGCUAAGUCAAAGAUGUGUUGUCCAUGCCGUGUCAUUGAGGUGCGAGUGAAAGAAUUGGAAGCAUUGUUGAAGAGCUCUGAAGUGGGUGACAUUGGAGUUCAUGAUGAGGUUGUCCACAAGCAAUUGGUGAACUUUAUGAAAAGGUGCUUUGUGUGGAACAAGAGCUUCAAAACCUUAAGGGUGGAAUCUUGGGUUAAUUCUAUUGAGAAUUUGUUUGAAUUGCUUAAUGUGACUAGGGAUAGUGUUAAGAUCUCUAUUGCUAUCCAAGAAACAAUAUACAAUAGGUUUUGGAGUAGUGACAUUGUUUAUGAAACCCAAGUUGAAUUGUAUGAACUUGUUCAAGGUGACAUGGAUGUUGAGUCUUAUAUUGCUAAGUUUGAGGAGUUGUGCUUGAAUGGUAAUAAUAAUGACUUGAAUGAAGUGUUAGUUAAUAGGGCUAUUUGGAAGAAGUGUAAUGAUAAUUGGAGAGAACGAGGUGUUGCUUUGGAAUAUACUCCACAUUGUGUUGAGUCAAACGUAGAUCAUGUCUUUCGUACUAUAGGUGCAAUAGAUUGGGUUGAUAAUUUGAUUGUGACUAUUGAUGGGGUUAGUAACAUCAAUUAUAUAAGUGAAGAGUUUGUUAGAGUUAAUCACAUGGAGGUGAAUGACUUAAGUGAACCUUACAAAUUACGUUGGUUGCAUGGUGGAAUGGAAUUGAGCGUUACUCAAAGUGUUAUGGUGGAUCUUCGCAUUGGGGAUCUUGUUUCGAGUGAGUCGCUUGAUAUUGUACCUAUGAAGACGUGUGACGUUGUCAUGGGUCUACCUUUCAUUAAGAAGUUGGGAAUGGUGUUUGUUGGUUCAUUGAAUGUGUUUUCAUAUCGAGAUCAUGAGAAUAGAGUGGGGCAAAAGGUGUUCUUGUUAGUUGGUGGUCCAAGGUUGUUUCCGUUUAAGAAAAGAAUAAAGUUUGUUGUGAGAACAUGGCCUUCUUUGGAGUAUUCACCAACGCCCUCUAGUGGAAACAAUGAGGUUGAAGAAGAAUCGCUUAAUCAUCAACAAGUGUCUGAGGAGUCAAGUGAUUUCCCUAGCACGUGGAAUGAUUCAAGUGAUAAAGAUUCAAAUGAUGUCCAAGGGAUUGAUACAAGUGAGUUUGUUCCAAAGAGCAAGCGUCUUGAAGAGAUUGACGAUACACAUUCAAAUACUGGUUGUAAUCGUAGUGAAGAACAAGUUCCUCAGUCUAGUCACUUGGGAAAUUCAGACCGUGGUUCUCCUUUAAGUUUGGGAAGUACAAACCAUAAUUUUACACAAACUCCUGGGGUGGAAAGUUCAAAAGGUACUGAUGCUAAGAAUACAAAUAGAAAGCAAAAAUCUGGACCUAGGGAGAUUUAUGCUAUCAAAGAUGUGUUAAGUUACAGAGUGAGUGUACAAGAAAAAUCAGAAGCAAGUUCGAGGAUUGGUUGGAGGUCGGAGCAUACUCUUGGCCAUUUGCCAGAUAAAAGAGGUAUGGUCUCUUCAUUAGCAGCAAACCGUUACAAUAUGAGAGAAUGGGAUGAAAAGUCAUGUUUUGUUCAGGAAGAUGUGUGGGCUAGUUUUAAAAAACAUUGGGAGAGUGAGUCUUUUCAGAAAGUAAGAAGAAUGAAUUCAAGUAAUCGUAAAAGUAGCAAGAAGGGACCAGUGAUUCAUACUGGACGUUCAGUCUCAUUUGUGGAGGAUGCGGCAAGGCUGUACAAUGCUAAGUUUGACCUGCGUGUAAUUAUUGGCAGGAACAUGUUCUUGGUCACAAGCCUUCGUUGUAUGAAGUAUUCGCAUUCACUCAUACCAUUCAGCAUGAUUUCAAGACCUUUGUUGAUUCCAAUUCUCAAACAGUUCAUAAAAUCUGCACAUUCUGAUGUGGCGGUACAAAGCAAGAAGCUUAUUCAGGAUUUAACUAGCAAGGUUGAGGCUUAUGUUUUGAAAAUGGAUAAGAUGCAAACUGUGAUGGAGAAGUGGCAAAAAACAAUGGAGAUGUGGUGCAAACAAAAUGGUGUCCCAUUCCUAGAUCUUGAUGUUGAGGAUGAUCAAACUCUUCAAGGCUUGAAUGGGCAAAAUGAUUAA